AUGGGUCAACAAGCGUCCGUCCCCAAAGCAGGCGCAGAGAUUCAAGUCAUUGGCGCCGGUCUCCCACGAACCGGGACUUCAUCAUUCAGCGCCGCUCUAGAAAUGAUUCUAGACGGACCUACCUACCACGGCGGCACUCAAAUCUCACGAGGCGAACCUAUCGAGAUUCAAUCAUGGAUCAAGGCAUUGAAGUACUGGGCCAAGGGAGACCCAGCCAGUCGAAUUGAGAUGCAGAAAAUCGUGCGCCAGCGAUUACACGGCUAUACAGCCGUCACCGACGCCCCAUGUUCACAAUUUGUCCCGGAGCUUCUGGAGAUAUAUCCCAAUGCGAAAGUGAUUUGCACUGCCCGCGAUCCCAUCUCAUGGGAAAAGAGCAUGAUUCAAGCACAAGGCUUGGCGAUGGCUUGGUUCCUUCGUGCUGUUCUUCUUCCGUUGUCGGGGAUGAGGCAUUUUGUGGAUUAUACCGAACAGCUUGCUAUACAGUGGGAGCGAUUGUAUGGUGUUCAAGCUGGUAGUCAUGAUCGUGAUACAUAUGCCAGACAUAUCGCUUGGCUCAAGGAGAAUGUGCCCGAGGAGCGUCUUGUCUUUUUCGAGGUGAAGGAUGGCUGGGAGCCUCUUUGCAAGGUAGUUGGAAAGAAGGUCCCUGAGAAUAUUCCCUUCCCACACAUCAAUGAUUCGGAAGCAAUUGUGCGUACCGCUCAGUAUCAUAUCAAACGGGGUUUGGUGCGAUGGGGAGCAAUUUUGGCCCUGGUGUCUGUUACCGUUGGGUACUGUGUGAUGAGCUAA
Molecule: messenger RNA, 786 nt
Organism: Penicillium subrubescens
Lineage: Eukaryota; Fungi; Ascomycota; Eurotiomycetes; Eurotiales; Aspergillaceae
Product: sulfotransferase family protein
Exons: 1
Coding region: 1-786 (261 amino acids)
Source: RefSeq, a predicted model, not a curated record